Molecule: messenger RNA, 830 nt
Organism: Sus scrofa (pig)
Lineage: Eukaryota; Metazoa; Chordata; Mammalia; Artiodactyla; Suidae
Gene: BEX4
Product: brain expressed X-linked 4
Cellular component (GO): nucleus; cytoplasm
Source: RefSeq, a predicted model, not a curated record
GCACCACGUGACCGGCCGGUUCCCACUUGCGCGCGCCUCUCCUCAGCGUCAGACGCGGCUGUCGCUCUCUGCAUUCUCGGUCCCUGCUCCCGUCUGGCCUGAGGGAGUGCGGGCCGGGGGCGGCCCCCAAGCGUUGGAGGUGCAGGGAAAGCAGGUCUGCGGGUUUAGGUGUCGCGGCGGUGCACUCGUGGUGACAAUCGGGAGGAGCAGGAGACAGCAAGGAUAGGCCCAGGAGCAAUGGCGUCCAAAGAGGAGCAGCAAGCAGUGAAAAAUCUCAGCAUGGAAAAUGCCCAACAGGAAAACGAAGGAGGGGACCAGGCACCUUUGCAGAAUGGAGAGGAGUCGCGCGAUUUGGGAAAGGGCGGAGCCCAGAAGCCUGGAGGAAAUGGCAGGCUCGGGCGGGUUAGGCGACUUGUCCCUAAUUUUCGAUGGGCCAUAACCAACAAGCAUGUUGAUCGCAAUGAAGUGGGAGAUGAUGUAGAAAAGUACGUAGGGCAGAUGAUGGAAGUAAGGAGAAGGACUAGGGAGCAGCAAAUGAGGCAUCAUGUGCGCUACCAAACUCCUGAACCUGACAAUCAUUAUGACUUUUGCCUUAUACCUUGAAUCGUAAGGUUUUCCCUGAGGUUAAUAAUGUGUAGCCUCUGCUCUACAUGCUUGUAGUUUUGUGAUUUACUUUUUCUGUAAACUUUUUAGUGUUUCCACUUACUAGUUUCUAAUCGAAUAUUGUUGUGUCUUGGAGCAAAAUUUUCUCUCAGCAGGGCAGUUUCAUCCAAUUAUAAGAAGAAAUAUUCUUUUCAUAAUGUGAAAUUAAUAAAGCAGUUUAAAAAGCA